Folsomia candida is the source of this 655-nucleotide messenger RNA. RefSeq names its product histone H2A, sperm. NCBI's taxonomy places the organism in Eukaryota, Metazoa, Arthropoda, Collembola, Entomobryomorpha, Isotomidae. Gene Ontology annotation, molecular function: structural constituent of chromatin; DNA binding; protein heterodimerization activity. The transcript has a single exon. The record is from RefSeq and is a predicted model, not a curated record. Gene Ontology annotation, cellular component: nucleosome. The coding region runs from base 144 to 548 and encodes 134 amino acids.
GGCGACCCUGCAUUACGCAGCAGCAGCCCGGACGAAAAACAGCUUCCUCUCUCCAGAACAUCACCAAGAAGAAGAGGAGCCAACGCCGACUCCUUUGACCAGGUCGCCUAUUGUGGAUCUUGUUUCGUGUCGUCAACGUCACCAUGUCAGGUCGUAGUGGAAAAACGAAAAAAACUCGAGUGUCCAGAUCGUAUCGGGCAGGUCUCCAGUUCCCGGUUGGUCGAAUGCAUCGUCUUUUGAGGAUGGGUCACUACGCCAAGCACAUCGGGGCGGGUGCCUCGGUCUACAUCGCCGCAGUCAUCGAGUAUUUGACAGCAGAGGUCUUGGAGUUGUCAGGAAACGCGGCCCAAAGCAACAAACGGUCAAGGAUCACGCCCCGACAUAUCCAACUGGCCAUUGGGAACGACGAGGAGUUGAACAAGCUGCUGCACGGUGUGACGAUCUCACAGGGAGGUGUCCUUCCUAACAUCCACGCCGUCUUGCUGCCAAAGGAAAAGAAAAAAAAGCUGAAGAAAACCGUUGACACUUCGGGGGAUGAAUCUUCAUAAAUCAAUGAUUUUCAUGCAUGGGCAGAAUGAAUUAACUAAUAAUAGCCUGGCCCGAACUGCUUAUUGACGACCAAACGAAACAACGGCCCUUUUAAGGGCCACCAAUU